Molecule: messenger RNA, 2010 nt
Organism: Brienomyrus brachyistius
Lineage: Eukaryota; Metazoa; Chordata; Actinopteri; Osteoglossiformes; Mormyridae
Exons: 4
Coding region: 1-2010 (669 amino acids)
Source: RefSeq, a predicted model, not a curated record
AUGCGUGACCCCCCAGCCUUGCUAUACCCCUUCCCUGUGCCUCCAAGUGACUCCCCAGCCUUGCUAUACCCCUUCCCCGUCCCUCCAAGUGACCCCCCAGCCUUGCUAUACCCCUUCCCCGUCCCUCCAAGUGACCCCCCAGCCUUGCUAUACCCCUUCCCCGUCCCUCCAAGUGACCCCCCAGCCUUGCUAUACCCCUUCCCCGUCCCUCCAAGUGACCCCCCAGCCUUGCUAUACCCCUUCCCCAUCUCUCCAAGUGACCCCCCAGCCUUGCUAUACCCCUUCCCCGUCCCUCCAAGUGACCCCCCAGCCUUGCUAUACCCCUUCCCCGUCCCUCCAAGUGACCCCCCAGCCUUGCUAUACCCCUUCCCCGUCCCUCCAAGUGACCCCCCAGCCUUGCUAUACCCCUUCCCCGUCCCUCCAAGUGACCCCCCAGCCUUGCUAUACCCCUUCCCCAUCCCUCCAAGUGACCCCCCAGCCUUGCUAUACCCCUUCCCUGUGCCUCCAAGUGACCCCCCAGCCUUGCUAUACCCCUUCCCUGUGCCUCCAAGUGACCCCCCAGCCUUGCUAUACCCCUUCCCUGUGCCUCCAAGUGACCCCCCAGCCUUGCUAUACCCCUUCCCUGUGCCUCCAAGUGACCCCCCAGCCUUGCUAUACCCCUUCCCUGUGCCUCCAAGUGACCCCCCAGCCUUGCUAUACCCCUUCCCCGUCCCUCCAAGUGACCCCCCAGCCUUGCUAUACCCCUUCCCUGUGCCUCCAAGUGACCCCCCAGCCUUGCUAUACCCCUUCCCUGUGCCUCCAAGUGACCCCCCAGCCUUGCUAUACCCCUUCCCUGUGCCUCCAAGUGACCCCCCAGCCUUGCUAUACCCCUUCCCUGUGCCUCCAAGUGACCCCCCAGCCUUGCUAUACCCCUUCCCCAUCCCUCCAAGUGACCCCCCAGCCUUGCUAUACCCCUUCCCCGUCCCUCCAAGUGACCCCCCAGCCUUGCUAUACCCCUUCCCUGUGCCUCCAAGUGACCCCCCAGCCUUGCUAUACCCCUUCCCCGUCCCUCCAAGUGACCCCCCAGCCUUGCUAUACCCCUUCCCUGUGCCUCCAAGUGACCCCCCAGCCUUGCUAUACCCCUUCCCUGUGCCUCCAAGUGACCCCCCAGCCUUGCUAUACCCCUUCCCUGUGCCUCCAAGUGACCCCCCAGCCUUGCUAUACCCCUUCCCUGUGCCUCCAAGUGACCCCCCAGCCUUGCUAUACCCCUUCCCUGUGCCUCCAAGUGACCCCCCAGCCUUGCUAUACCCCUUCCCUGAGGAGGAGCUCGUCCUGGGUCCCGACCUGGGACCGUACGGUCUGGGACCCUGCUCCCUGGCAAGGCUCUGGGCUCCAAGCGAAGACGAAGAAGACGAGCCCUUCGUCUUCCCAGACCUCGAUCCCCUCCCCGCGGAACAUCUGCCGCCCCUCGAGCGGUGCGAUUACCGGCCCGAGCGGCAGACAACUUGGGGAGGGAGUAAAGCGGUGCAGGAAGCCAUCCCGCGAGUCCCCCGCUCUCUUAAAGGGGCCACGCCCGUUUCACCCGCGGCGGCUUUCGCCAACAAAUACUUCACCCUCCAGGGACUUUACUGGAGGGUGAUGGGGGAGCCGGUGGAAAGGGAGGAUCCCGAGGCGGAACGGCUCUCCGUUCGGCUAUUGAGGGAUUUCGCCGCGAUCACUCCUACCUCUCCGGAGAGUGAGCUGGAGAGACUGGCGGAUAGUAUCCGGAGGCUCAUCACACUCCGGAGAGCCCCGGCCGCGACUCCAGCGUCCGAGCAAGAGGCGCCCCCUCUGGCUCCAGCACCGGUGCAGCCGCCGCUGCCGCCUGCGCAGCCUGGACAGCUUUCUUCGCUGCCGGCGGACCCCGCUCCCUACGCCAUUAACCGCUUUAUGUCGGCAGUGCUUAGCCGCAUGUGUAAUGACGGCCACAGUGAGGGCCGCGAGGCCUGGCUGAGGAAUGCCAGGCGUGAUGAAAGGCUUGUUAUCAGAUAG